This is a messenger RNA of Brassica napus (rape), 5322 nucleotides long. RefSeq lists its product as uncharacterized. Lineage: Eukaryota; Viridiplantae; Streptophyta; Magnoliopsida; Brassicales; Brassicaceae. Bases 2159 to 3910 code for a protein of 583 amino acids. The transcript has 2 exons. The record is from RefSeq and is a predicted model, not a curated record.
CUCAAAAUUUAAUCCAAACUUUAAACUAAACUCCAAACCCAAAUCUAAACCUAAAAUAUUAUACUCUAAACUUUAAACAUACACAUUAUAUCCCAAGUCAUAUAUAUAUCUAAACACUAAAUCUUAUAUUCUUAAACUUAAAACACAAAUCUUAAAUAUAUAUUAGAAAUGUAUCUUUUCAAAAUAUAUUCUUAAAUCUUACUCUCAACCCCAAACCCUUGUACUCAAAACCUCAUACCCCAUAUACUUAACCCCAAAUCCUAUAUUCCAAACUCUAAAUAUUAUAUCAAAAACAACAAAUAUUCAAUUUUACACUUUUAAUUAUAGAACUAAAUGAUAAACCACAAAAAAAUAUAACAAACAAUUUUGAACAUAAAUUAAAUAAUUAUUUCUGAAAAAUCAAAACCUAUUAAAAAGUGAAAAUACGACAUAGCAAAGAGAAAACAAAACAAAAAGCUCAAUCCAAGCCAUGAGCUCUCAUUGGCUGAUCUAUUGGGGGUGGGGAUAACCCUUUUUUUUAGUUUUGACCAUUGAUAACUCUAAAUCUAAGGGUCACAAAUAAUCCGUCAUUUAGUGAAUAUUUUCUCUUGUCUUCAUGUGUGUUUCUUUCUUUCUUUUGUCACAGAUCUUCUGUUUCUCUGUCUUUCUUCUAUGUCUGUAUUUUUUUUUCUCACAGACAUCGUUCUAUCUCUUCAGCAUCAACAUCUCAUAUUAAUCAAUUUUUUCCUUUCUCACAGAUCUGAAAAAAAUGGAAACAGAAGUGAUGAAACGGGAAGGAGAAGUGGUGGUGUGAUGGCAUUACAAAUUGGAGGCACGAAACAGAAGCACGACAAAUGACUUCUUCAGUUAUAGUCAUCGCUUCAGCCACUCCGCGAGUAACGAAGCCGGUGGCAAGGCGUGGAAGAGCCAGGGCGGAGCUUGGAAGAGCCGGUGACGAAGCGUGGAUGAGCCGGUGACGGAGCGUGGAUGAGCCGGUGACGGAGCGUGGAUGAGCCGGUGACGGAGCGUGGAUGAGCCGGUGACGGAGCAUGGAUGAGCCGGUGACGCAGCGUGUGACGGAGCGCGUGAUAUAUAUGUCUAUACAUGUAAGAUGUAUAUAAACCAUAUUUGUAUUAUAAUUUUAAUGAAUUAAUUCAAAAAUGUUUUAUGAUUUUUUUUUAAAUUUAUUUAUUUAUAUGGCUAUGACUUAGCUGAAGAAAUAUAGUAGCUAAACUCUGUAGCUAUUUAGCAAUAGAACACUUUGUAGCAAUGAUGUUGCUAUUGCGCGACAGAACACUCUGUAACCAUGCCCUCGCUAAUAGCUACAACUAGUUUCCUCGCAAAAUCCGUCGCUAGCAAGCUACGGAAUGGCGACAGAUUGGGUUUAGCGUCGACGCUGACGCCACGGUUCCAAUCCGUAGCCAUCCGUCGCCCUUUGCAUUAUAGCUACGGAUUUUCCUCUCUGGCUACGAAAAAAUCGGUAGCUAUAUGACUGAUUUCUUGUAGUGCAAUAACUAACUAACUAAGUACUGAACGAUAGUCAAUAUUGUUUUACUUAAAAUUGGUUGUCCUACAAUAAUAGCUAGAUGAUAACCAAUGAGUGAUGGAUGACCCAUUUCAAAACUUUAACGACGAUCAUGCAUCCCUGAUCAUUCAGCUACAGUAUCCUGUUUAUAUGUAUAGUUAUACAGAGCAAAAUGAUUUUGUUUUGUUUAACUGCAAAUUAUCGAUAGAUGCCUUUUCUCAAAAAAAAACUGCAAAUUAUCCAUAGUAAACAUUUGUUCGACAGCAUAUGUUAGGAGAUGGACUUAGCACAUCCCAUUAAAAGUUAAACCCAAAAUCAAGUCCGGCCCAUUGAGCAACAAUUGAUGAUUUUGCUAGAAGACAAAACGUACAUCAUUAUAAAUAGAAGACGUCAGACUCAUUGAAAAGACAGUGAGAAACGUACAAAAAGUAUAGAAAAGGAGAGCAUCGCCUCUUCAUCACAGACAAAGUCUUGGACGACCUCGACCACUAGGCGAGCUCGGCUCAGACCAUAAAAUAGAAAGAUACUUGUUUAGAUGAACUGAGACGAGCAUCUUUAGUUCUUGUAAUUGACCGAGCUUGUUUAUUCUUGACUAUUAAUACGAAAAUCUCCACCCCUUUACAUCAUUUAUAAAUAUUACAUCAUCGACCAUAUAUGGAAACGACAAUUGGCGCCCACCGUGGGGCAGGGGAUUCUUCUUCACCUCAAGACAACUCGACAGUCAUAGAACCCACAGCGCAACUAGACGCCCCAAUUUCUGCAACCACCGACCAUUCUGGAAUGACGAGCGCACAACUAGCUGCAAUGACAAUCUCGGACCAUCUAGCUAACACCUCGACGCUAGUGGCAACGACCUCGGGCGAACCAUCAAUGGUGGCAACCUCGGACCAUCUAGCCAACACCUCGACGCUAGUGACGACGACCUCAGGCAAACCAUCAAUGGUGGCAACCUCAGACCAUCUAGCCAACGCCUCGACACUAGUAGCGAAGACCUCGGAUAAUCCAACAAUGGUGGCAACCUCGGACCAUCUAGCCAACACCUUGACGCUAGUAGCGACGACCUCGGACAAUCCAUCAAUGGUGGCAACCUCGGACCAUCCAGCCAACACCUCGACGUUAGUGGCGACGACCUCGACCCAGCCAUCAAUGGUGACAACCUCGGCCCUUCCAGCCAACAACACAUCAUCUAUGGUGGCGACCUCGGCCCUACCAGCAGCAGUUACGACCUCGCGUCAUCCAGCCGGCACCACAUCUCUCAUACCGACGACCUCAGUCCAACCAAUAAAUCUAGAGACUUACGCUCGGAUCACAACUCCCGUUCAACCCACAAACAGGACAACACUUGUCGUAACCCCAGCUGCAACAAAACCACCUAACACAAGAACGAUGAACUCCACUCAGCCAGACAUCUCCCUGAUCUUUCAAACCCUUCUCGGAAGGAUCGACGAGCUCGCUCGAGGAACGACCUCUCGUUUGGACGACCUCGCGCAUUCUCAAAUUGCUUGCAACAACUGCAUCAACGAACUCCAGUCUGUCGAGAUUGGCGCAUCAAUAUCACAACAAGUUGAUAUCACUCCACGACUCCAACGUGUUCUUUUUAACGAUUUACCAACACCAGUGACUGGUUCAGGACAACAGCGAUCAAUCCAAGCCAACAACCUACGUGCACCAAUCACAAGUUCCGGACAACAACAUCAGAAUCAUGUGAACGAAUCUUCAGCACCAAUCAUCGACUCCAGACAGCAGCGCCCAAGUUAUCUAAAUAAUCAACAUCUUCAAAACACCAAUUUCCCGCAGAUCACCAACAGGGAGACCCAACACAGAGACGACGACAUUGAAGAAAUGAGGGCUCAGCUGCAAAGUAUGAACUCCAAAGUCCAUCAGGCAACCAACGCAACACCAGAGAUCGAUCGUGUACUCCGCGAGACCCAGAAUACACCUUUUACAACUCGUGUCCUCAGUAUCCCAGUCCGACAUCAGAAGAACAAAAUUAAACUCCCGACUUACAACGGAACAUCUGAUCCAAGAGAGUAUCUCACCGCCUUCAUCAUCGCAACCAGGAGAGCCAAUUUCUCACCAGAAGAACGCGACGCCGGUCUCUGUCAAUUGUUUGUGGAAAAUUUGAGCGGGCUCGCCCUCGGUUGGUUCUCACGCCUUGAACCCAUUCUAUCGACAACUACAAUCAACUCUCGACGGCCUUCCUCAAAUACUACUCGUUGUUUAUCCAACAGAGUGCAACUAAUGCCGACCUAUGGACUCGGGCUCAAGAACGUACGGAUACACUACGCUCGUACAUCGACAAGUUCAGAGCCAUCGUUUCUCGCAUCACCGUACUCGACGAAGCAGCAGUCUUCGCACUCCGAAACGGUCUUUGGCACGAAUCACCAUUCCGAGAAGAGCUCAUGAAGUAUAAACCACAGAUUUUGGAAGAUGCACUCCAUCGGGCGAUAACUUUCAUCGAAAUCGAAGAAGAUAAAGCUGCAUUCAGCAAAUAACACGCAGCCACCAAAAAAUCAUCUUUGAAAGAUAAAGAGCCUGACGAAUACUACGAACUUAGACAUCAUUAUGACAAAGCGUACAGAGAUGAAAAGAGCAGAAAAGUACCCAAUUAUCAAAUCAGCGACCAACCAUCCAGUCGCUCCACAGGAAAGCAGGCUCGCAACAGUCAAGGAUCAGAAGAUGCCCAGGCAUAUUGCAGUUCUAUAAAAAAUAUAAAAAAUCUACCUAAGAAGAAGGCGCAAACAAGAAGAUCGGCGCACCCCUGAUGUACCAAAAAUAAGACUCCAGGAGGAUCCGCCUUUUUAAUCUAAGCAUUUACUUUUCUUGUAAAGGUGAACUACGGUCGGCUUGAUCCCCGCCUGUGGGGUACGUAGGCAAACCUCUCACGAGGCUCAGAAAAAAAAUCUAUAUUUUUCAAACAAAUAUCAGGAUACGACCAUCUCUCACGUAAAAAAAAUAAGAGAUCCGUUCUCAGUGCUGCAGCUUCGCGCUCACACUUAAUCAAAUUUGCAAAAAAAAAUAUACGAGAUCCGUUCUCAGUGUUGCAGCUCCGCACUCACACUUAAUCAAAUUUGCAAAAAAAAUAUACGAGAUCCGUUCUCAGUGCUGCAGCUCCGCACUCACACUUAAAAUUUGCAAAAAAAAUAAAAAAAAUACGAGAUCCGUUCUCAUUGAUGCAGCUUCGCGCUCACACAUAAUCAGUGGCGUUUCAGAGCCAAGAUCAAGCAAUCAAAGGCAAUUAACCCAGUAAAAAUGCAUAUUUUCAACCUGAGUCAAUAAACGGGAUGCACUGUCAAACCUCCGAUCGCCUCACCUCAGUCCAAUCCCGAGCCCUCGUCGCCUUGAAGUAUUCCCCACACUCACUAUCACCAGGAGCAAGAGGAACACCAAAUAAAUGAGGGACGAGCUCGAACCAGAAGACGACGAGCUCAACCCCACCUCACCACGACACGGCUCCGUCGACAACAGCAAGCUCGGGAUAGCAAGCGACAAGCUCGAACCAAGGGACGAGCUAGGAACGACAGGAAACAAACUUGGAACAAAAACUGACGAGCUUGAAACAGAAGCCGAGCUCGACCCCACCAAUGUCAAGCUCGUGCCCUCCGCAUCAGACACCACACUUAUCGCCAUCGCCAAACUCGGAUCAUCAACAACCGAUAUCGACAACCCAGAUUCAGAGCUUUCCCUAGCUCGGCCCACACUCGAAACCAGGGCAUCUCGACCACACUUGUAAGACCCGAUCCCGGCUGACUAGGCCGCGGUCGAUGCCUCACGUCGCUCAGUCCAUACCCGGACCGAACCUCUAAAAAUUUUUGCCC